Messenger RNA from Rattus rattus (black rat), 2727 nucleotides. RefSeq names its product SRY-box transcription factor 9 (gene Sox9). Gene Ontology annotation, cellular component: nucleus. NCBI's taxonomy places the organism in Eukaryota, Metazoa, Chordata, Mammalia, Rodentia, Muridae. The record is from RefSeq and is a predicted model, not a curated record. Gene Ontology annotation, molecular function: DNA-binding transcription factor activity, RNA polymerase II-specific; RNA polymerase II cis-regulatory region sequence-specific DNA binding. The transcript has 3 exons. The coding region runs from base 358 to 1881 and encodes 507 amino acids. Gene Ontology annotation, biological process: positive regulation of chondrocyte differentiation; morphogenesis of an epithelium; chondrocyte differentiation.
CUGAGAGCGUUGCUCGGAACUGCCUGGAAACUUCAGUGGGAGCGACAACUUUACCAGUUUCGGUCCAGGAACUUUUCUUUGCAAAAGAGACGGGGUGCAAGUAGCCCCGGUUUCGUUCUCUGUUUUCCCUCCCUCCUCCUCCGCUCCGAUUCGCCUUCCCCGGGUUUGGAGCGGUCAACUGAGCACUGGCCACCCAGCGCCUCUGCUAAGCGCUCGCCGCCGCAGCCGGGUGACGCGCCAACCUCCCCGGGAGCCGUUCGCUCGGCGUCCGCGUCCCGGCAGCUGAGGGAAGAGGAGCCCCAGCCGCCGCGGCUUCUCUCCUUUCCCGGCCACCCGCCCCCUGCCCCGGGCUCGCGUAUGAAUCUCCUGGACCCCUUCAUGAAGAUGACCGACGAGCAGGAGAAGGGCUUGUCUGGCGCCCCCAGCCCCACCAUGUCGGAGGACUCGGCUGGUUCGCCCUGCCCCUCGGGCUCAGGCUCCGACACGGAGAACACACGGCCCCAGGAGAACACGUUCCCCAAGGGCGAGCCGGAUCUGAAGAAGGAGAGCGAGGAAGAUAAAUUCCCAGUGUGCAUCCGCGAGGCGGUCAGCCAGGUGCUGAAGGGCUACGACUGGACCCUGGUGCCCAUGCCGGUGCGCGUCAACGGCUCCAGCAAGAACAAGCCACACGUCAAGCGGCCCAUGAACGCCUUCAUGGUGUGGGCGCAGGCUGCGCGCAGGAAGCUGGCAGACCAGUACCCGCAUCUGCACAACGCGGAGCUCAGCAAGACUCUGGGCAAGCUCUGGAGACUGCUGAACGAGAGCGAGAAGAGACCCUUCGUGGAGGAGGCGGAGCGGCUGCGCGUGCAGCACAAGAAAGACCACCCCGAUUACAAGUACCAGCCCCGGCGGAGGAAGUCGGUGAAGAAUGGGCAAGCAGAGGCCGAAGAGGCCACCGAACAGACUCACAUCUCUCCUAACGCCAUCUUCAAGGCGCUGCAAGCGGACUCCCCGCACUCCUCCUCGGGCAUGAGUGAGGUGCACUCCCCGGGCGAGCACUCCGGGCAAUCUCAGGGUCCACCGACCCCACCCACCACUCCCAAAACAGACGUGCAAGCUGGGAAAGUUGAUCUGAAACGAGAGGGGCGCCCUCUGGCAGAGGGUGGCAGACAGCCCCCCAUCGACUUCCGCGACGUGGACAUCGGUGAGCUGAGCAGCGACGUCAUCUCCAACAUCGAGACCUUCGACGUCAAUGAGUUUGACCAAUACCUGCCGCCCAACGGCCACCCAGGGGUGCCGGCCACCCACGGCCAGGUCACCUACACUGGCAGCUAUGGCAUCAGCAGCACCGCACCCACUCCAGCGACCGCGGGCCACGUGUGGAUGUCAAAGCAACAGGCGCCGCCCCCUCCUCCACAGCAGCCCCCGCAGGCCCCGCAAGCCCCACAGGCGCCUCCGCAGCAGCAAGCACCCCCGCAGCCGCAGCAGGCACCCCAGCAGCAGCAGGCGCACACGCUCACCACGCUGAGCAGCGAGCCAGGCCAGUCCCAGAGAACGCACAUCAAGACGGAGCAACUGAGCCCGAGCCACUACAGCGAGCAGCAGCAGCACUCCCCGCAACAGAUCUCCUACAGCCCCUUCAACCUUCCGCACUACAACCCCUCCUACCCAACCAUCACGCGCUCGCAGUAUGACUACACCGACCACCAGAACUCCGGCUCCUACUACAGCCACGCAGCCGGCCAGGGCUCGGGGCUCUACUCCACCUUCACCUACAUGAACCCAGCGCAGCGCCCCAUGUACACCCCCAUCGCUGACACCUCCGGGGUCCCUUCCAUCCCGCAGACCCACAGCCCUCAGCACUGGGAACAACCCGUCUACACACAGCUCACCAGACCCUGAGGAGACCUUGAAGAGCAAUGGUGACAGAGUUGAUCUUUUUUUUUUUUUUUUUUAAAGAAGAAAAGGAAAAAGAAAACGCUGAAGAAAAUCAAGAACCAAUUGAAAUUCCUUUGGACACUUUUUUUUUUUUUUUGGUCUGUCGUUAUUUUUUAAAGAUGUAAGUGAAGGUAACGAUUGCUGAGAUUCCAGGAGAGAGACUUUAAGACAUUAUCUGAGCUCAUGCAAACACGUUGCAAAUGGCCGGGCCAUUCGUGGCCAGAUGGACCCACCAGCAUCAGUGAGGAAGGGCUUGGCUCCUUCAGAGUUAGUGAGGAGGAUGAUUGGAGAAUCUCCCUGCCUGUUUGGACUUUGUAAUUAUUUUUUAGCCGUAAUUAAAGGAAAAAAAAAGUCCUCUGUGAGGAAUAUUCUCUAUUUUAAAUACUUUUAGUAUGUACUGUGUAUGACUCAUUACCAUUUUGAGGGGAUUUAUACAUAUUUUAGAUAAAAAAAAAGUUAAAUGCUCUUAUUUUUCCAACAGCUUAACUUCUCCUAGUUCAAGAGUGUCCCCUAGCCUUCCUUGCAACCAGAGUAUUUUUGUACAGAUUUGCUUUCUCCUAAACAGACAAAAAAACAAAAACAAAAACAAAACAAACAAAAAAAAUGGAAAAAAGAAAAAGAAAAAAAGCGUGUUGUUAUAGUAACAUAAGCAAUAUACAGAAUUUUGUUACACCAUCAGUUUUGGGGGUGAGCUUUGAUUAAUUCCCCAGGCUCUCAGAUUUCAGGAGCAGCUGCCUUAAAAAAAGAAAGAGAGAAAGAGAAAAAGAAAGAAAGAAAGAAAGAAAGAAAGAAAGAAAGAAAGAAAGAAAG